GAAUUAGCCCGUCAGGGUCUUAAAAAUCCCCAAACUCAUGCUUUCCGCCUUCCCUUUUUCUUUCUCUUUCUCUCUUUCCUCCAGCCAGAUCCACUCGACAAAACCCGAUCGAAUCGAAAGCCAACCCAGCAACAGCGUCCGAUCCCGCCGCCCACGAUCCAGCUCCCCUAGGGUUCGUUCGCUCGCUCGCUCGCUCGCCAUGUCCUCCUCCACCGCCUCCUGGUCGCGCUACGGCGCGGUCCCGGCCUCCCCCCCGCCGGUGCUGGGGCCGAUGGCGGCGCCGGCGAGCGCGGACGGGAACGGCGAGGCGGCGGCGCCCUCGUCUUCGUCGCCGGCGGCGACCGCGGCGGAGGCCGGGGUGGCCUUCUUCUCCCGCGCGCGGGUGAGCGCGACGGCGGCCGCGGUGGGGCGGCCGCGGGCGUGGCGGGAGGUGCUGGACUUGACGGCCUUCUCGCGCCCGGAGAGCUGCGGCGAGGCGCGGGCCAGGGCGCGGCGGAACCUCGCCUACUUCCGCGCCAACUACGCGCUCGCCGCGCUGCUGCUCGUCUUCCUCGGCCUCCUCUACCGCCCGCGCUCCAUGCUCGCCUUCCUCGCCCUCUUCGUCGCCUGGCUCGCGCUCUACUUCGGCCGCGCCGACGACGACCCGGUCGUCUGCCUCCGCCGCGAGGUAGACGACCGCCUCGUCCUCGCGCUCCUCGCCGCCGCCACCGUGCUCGCCGUCGCGCUCACCCGCGCCGGGCUCAACCUGCUCGUCUCCCUCGUGCUCGCCUCCGCCGUCAUCGGCGUGCACGCCGCGUUCCGCAUGAACGUGUACCUCGACGAGAGGGACGCCUUCGAGGGCGCCGUCUCCUCCUUCACGGGGAGCACCUAUGGCUACAGCACGCUCCCUAGAUGAGGAGGCACUGGAGUGUGUUCUUGAGAGGAUUCUUGCCACGGUCCUGAUCUGUUCUUGGAAGAUGCAAUUCUCUUCUUUUUUUAUCCUUUUUGUGUAGUUUGAAUGUCGUGUAUAGAAUUCGGUUUUCCCUUUUGUGGAGAAUUUCGAUUUGUUUGUAGCAUGCUUGGUUGUUUAAAGUGAAUUUUGUAAGCUGGUUGUGAUGAUUUGAAGGUGAUUUUGCAAGGGAAUUUUUUGUAAGCUC
Brachypodium distachyon (stiff brome) is the source of this 1136-nucleotide messenger RNA. Its product is annotated as PRA1 family protein E. Gene Ontology annotation, biological process: vesicle-mediated transport. Lineage: Eukaryota; Viridiplantae; Streptophyta; Magnoliopsida; Poales; Poaceae. Gene Ontology annotation, cellular component: endoplasmic reticulum; Golgi apparatus. The coding region runs from base 38 to 895 and encodes 285 amino acids. The transcript has a single exon. The record is from RefSeq and is a predicted model, not a curated record.